UGAAUAAGACAUUAGAGUUGUACUCUAGUAGUGCCUUUGUUCAUUAUUUUUUCAAGUCUAAUGCCUGCAUCGCUUAAUUACACAUUUCUACAUGUGCAUUAGACACAUGACAUUUCAAUGUCAUUGUUUGUAUCUAUUUUAUUCAGAUGUGUAACAUUUAAUUCAAAUUAUCAUACGUUUGUGCGAUGCCACUCAUGUCUUUAUGGCUUGGUCUCCUGAUUCCAUUUAUUGGAUCCCAUAUUACAGAUGCCGUGAAAAUUCUCCCGGCCGCUUAUCAACCAUGGGUGACUACAGGAAAUUCUGGUGUGUACCCUAUUGCUGAUCUCAUAUGCCAUGCUGCUGGUUGUACAUCUCGUGACACAACCACUUCUAACGCUGUCGAUCCCCAAUGUGGCUCUCAGACUGUUUGUCAAUCAUGUCCAAUCCCGUCGUUGAAUUCAGGAGACAUAUGUUACUUGUCCAGGCUAACACCUAAUGAGAUAAACGUUCUUGAAGGACACUUGGACAAUGUGGCUGCAACUCCCGUAAGUGCAUCUUCUGAUAAUGGCGAUGAGGAAGAAAGGGACAGCUUCUUAGAGGUCAUUCCGUUUGAUAUGCCUCUAAAGAUUACGACACCUGAAAGCGAAAUCAGGACAAAUUCUGCAUCUUGUAACUCUACAAGCGAUGGAUACAUCGACUUAGUUGUUCGUGUUGUGGUACAGUGGUACCGCGUUCCUGGGAGGAAGAUGCAUGAAGCUGCGCCAAUUUUCGAUGAGGAAGGUCACCGUGCUGGCAUGCUAAUGGCUGGGUUUGAUGCUGCAAAGGAUAUGAUCUCUAGUAGACAUGAUGAUGGUUCUUUUUUGGAGUUCAAGCCGAAUAUUAUGGAAUCUUUCAAAAAACUCAACAUAUUCAAGAAAUCAGAUGAUGAGGAUAUUGGUGGCGACGAUGAAGGGCCUAUGACCGAUGCUGAGAAGCGCCACGUAAUAACCAGGGCCGGUAACUUUGCAUAUCGUCAGGCUAGGAAGAUCUUUGUAAAUCCAACUUUGCACAUCCACUUUAGCAUGAACCACCGCAACAUAACAAGCUGUCGACAACCUCAGCGUUGGGAUGGCGCCGUGGAGGACCAAUCACUCGUAUUUACUGCUGUGCAGAACAUUAGAGUUAAGGAGAGUGACUUGAAGGGGUCAUUUUUCAAGGAAGCAUUGAAGAUGCAUGUCAAUUGUGAGCAUUGUGAGGUAAUUGAAGCCCGUUCAUGUGUUCAGGUCACCUGCAAUAAAAAGAUUGCGCCUGCACGUCGCUACGAUCCAGGUUUGUAUCCCACAUUUGCCGCUGGUUCAGUAUUGAGACCAUCGUUACCUCAAACUACUGGAUCUACGAUUGGAGUUCAUGAUCCAGGUGCUUUGAUGUCACCCAUUGCCAUGGCCGCUGGCGCAGUUCAACCUGCUGCGCGUCCUAUCGCAAAUCUACGGCCUCAUGGUCACGGUAUCGCACAUAUGCCCCAAGGAAAUGCUUUAUUACCUCAACAUGUGGCCUUCACUCCCGUUGCGACGUUGCCUCCUGUGGCAAAUAAGCCGUUAGUGAGCGGAUUCAUUGGUAACUACACUAUUAUCUUCAGUACGCUAUUGUUACUGUUGUUUACAAUAUAACAUUAUUUCAAUUGUAUGGAUUGUG
Babesia bovis T2Bo is the source of this 1650-nucleotide messenger RNA. RefSeq lists its product as uncharacterized. The record is from RefSeq and is a predicted model, not a curated record. Bases 186 to 1625 code for a protein of 479 amino acids. The transcript is spliced from 2 exons. Lineage: Eukaryota; Apicomplexa; Aconoidasida; Piroplasmida; Babesiidae.